UUCUACCAAGGAAAAAUCCAACUUUAGCAUUCACCACCUUCAUGUCCUCAUGGGUUGUUCUUUGCAAAGAAAAAGGUUAUAUAUGUGAAAGCCCACCAUUCACAAUUUCUACCAUCUUAGUAAAUUAAUUUUAAUCUUCUUAAAAAAAAAACAAAAAUCAAAAACAAUGGCUUCCCAAACUUUUGCCUCGAUCAGAUGGUUCUUUCCAAGGAUCAACAUGACUACAGUUAUUAUAAGUUUGUUUAUAAUUUUAAGAAUGAAAAGAGCUUCAAUGGAGGAAAUAGAAGUUCAUAAGGGUUCAGCCGAUGUUAACAUAUUUGUUUCUCAAGAUGAGAUGGCUACAUCAUUAAGCAAAUACAUUGGUGACUUGUCAGAGAAAUUUGUAAAGGAGAAAGGUGUUUUUACUAUUGUUUUAUCCGGAGAUUCUUAUGCCAAAACUAUAAGGAAUAUGAUGGAGCCAUCAUCUUCAGUAGAUUGGUCAAAAUGGUAUGUAUUUUGGGUUGAUGAAAGGGUUGUUCCCAAGGAUAGCUCGGAAAGUAACUACAAGCUUGCUUACGAUGAAUUUCUUUCUAAGCUACUUGUCUAUUCAGACCUUCAAUCCGCUCAUUCACAACAAAUGGCAUCUUCAUUUCACACACUCUCCCACUUAACAACGAAAACAACCCCCAUUAGAUUCUCACAAAUUAAUCAAUCUCCCCUGAAAAACCCACUAAUUUAUUUCCCUGUAAAAUCUUCAAACUUUCCUCUCAGAUUCCCAGCAAUUUCAAUCUCAAAAAGCUCCUUAAAUUUCACACCAAAAUCAGCUUUAAUGGCGAAAUCUGAAAAGGAUUAUUCCAAUGUCGAUGUUCUCGAUUCUGAAGAACAAGUUGCCUUUGAAUUAGCAAAGUUUUCUGCCAACUUAUCAGAUUAUUUUGUCAAUGAAAGAGGCGCUUUUACUGUUGUUGUUUCUGGGGGUUCUCUCAUCAAAUCUCUCAGGAAAUUGGUAGAACCUCCAUACGUGGAUUCAAUUGAUUGGACGAAAUGGCAUGUGUUUUGGGUUGAUGAGAGGGUUGUUCCAAAGGAUCAUCCUGAUAGUAACUACAAGCUUGCCUAUGAUGGUUUCUUGUCUAAGGUUCCUAUCCCCCCUGGUAAUGUCUAUGCUAUUAAUGACUCACUCUCAGCUGAAGGCGCAGCUGAUGAUUAUGAAGCUGGUCUCAAACAACUGGUAAAGACAAACAUAUUAGCAACAUCACCGACAAGUGGUUUUCCAAAAUUUGAUGUCAUGCUCCUCGGUAUGGGUCCUGAUGGACAUGUUGCUUCUUUGUUCCCGGGUCACCCUCUUCUUAAGGAGAGUCAGAGAUGGGUUACCUCUAUCAAUGACUCCCCGAAACCACCACCAGAGAGAAUCACUUUCACCUUCCCUGUAAUCAAUUCCUCGGCCAACAUUGCCCUUGUAGUUUGCGGAAGUGGAAAAGCAGCAGUUGUGAAGACUGCACUGAGUGGAGACCAGAGCUCUGACAUGCUGCCUGUUCAAAUGGUGUCUCCUGAAGGAGAGCUGAAGUGGUUUUUGGACAAGGAAGCAGCUGCAAUGUUGUAGCUCUCACCGUGUCUUUAGGUAAGUCAGAAGUAUACCUACAUAGAUGAGACCUUGUAUGUUGUAUUUCUUUGUCAGAGUAAAUUAAUUUUGCAGAAUAAAAUGGUGGGUAUGCAAUGAGGCUUUGUAUUUGGCGUAAAUUUUCUUGACAAUUCUAUCUUGUAUGCUUGUACUAGUACCUCUCCCUCUCAUAAGUUUUUGAUAAUAAUAGCAUCAGUUAACAUUCAAUGAAGUCUCAAUUAUCAAAUAUGGAGUGACAUCUAUUAGCAAA
Chenopodium quinoa (quinoa) is the source of this 1844-nucleotide messenger RNA. Its product is annotated as probable 6-phosphogluconolactonase 4, chloroplastic. The coding region runs from base 167 to 1576 and encodes 469 amino acids. The record is from RefSeq and is a predicted model, not a curated record. The transcript has 6 exons. Lineage: Eukaryota; Viridiplantae; Streptophyta; Magnoliopsida; Caryophyllales; Amaranthaceae. Gene Ontology annotation, molecular function: 6-phosphogluconolactonase activity. Gene Ontology annotation, biological process: pentose-phosphate shunt; carbohydrate metabolic process.